AUGGAUCAAAGCGAGGAGAGGUUAAUGGACGAAGUCCGAAAAUAUGUACAUUUGUACGAUUCCUUGUCACCAUACUAUAAAGACUGCCAAAAGGCAUCAAUUUCGUGGAAUGAAAUUUCCAAAAACAUGGGUCUGGACAUCACGGAAUGCACAAAAAGAUGGAAAAACUUAAGGGACAAGUAUGUCCAAGCCCGGAAAAAACUCACCAAGAAGAGCGGGGACCCAGCCGGGAAAAAAAUGGCAUUUUAUUUGCCUUUUUCUUGGCUGGCACCACAUAUUAAGCACUGGGAAACAGAAUCAAAUUAUGACAACAGCAAGGAUGGAAAUGAUUCAACCUCAGGGUUGUCCAGUUCCUCAGUUGCUGAGGAAAACCAACCACCAGACAUUCCAACUUCAAGUGCAGAAUCAUCAUCAAGUAGUGAGCCAGCUCCUCUGCCCCCCGCGCCUGCUCCUCCGACCCCCGCGCCAGCUCCUCUGACCCCACGCCUGCUCCUCCGACCCCCGCGCCAGCUCCUCUGCCCCCCGCGCCUGCUCCUCCGACCCCCGCGCCAGCUCCUCUGA
This is a messenger RNA of Mobula hypostoma (lesser devil ray), 561 nucleotides long. Its product is annotated as transcription factor Adf-1-like. The record is from RefSeq and is a predicted model, not a curated record. Lineage: Eukaryota; Metazoa; Chordata; Chondrichthyes; Myliobatiformes; Myliobatidae. Gene Ontology annotation, cellular component: transcription regulator complex; nucleus. Gene Ontology annotation, biological process: regulation of transcription by RNA polymerase II.